CUCGGGAAGGAGCGAUUCCACAAGUCCCAACAUUUCGACUAUUCAAAUGGAGUCCCCAUGCUGGUGGGAUCCGAGAAGCCAGGCAUCGGAGGAGAGCUGUUGGUCGGCCAGAAGAUCAAACCAAAAUAUUCUGUCUACCCCAAAGGACAAGGCAGUGAUGUAGCAUCAUGGGUGGCCUUUGACAAACAGGUUUUGUGUUUUGAAGCUUUCUGUGAAGAGGCUGCACACGGGCCGCAGGAAGAGAUGACGAGAAUCAGAAAGUGUAAAAUCUACUUCUACCUGGAGGACGACACCAUACAGGUUGUGGAGCCACACUUAAAGAACAGCGCCCUGCUUCAAGGAACUCUUAUUCGCCGUCACCGUAUCCCACUGCCUCCUCCAGACGACGAGCAGUUCUACAACGUUUUCCACUUCAACCUCAACCAACAGAUGGUGCUCUACUCACGCACGUUCACUGUGACCAGCUGUGACUCUUUCACCAGGAACUUUCUAACAAAACUUGGGGUGAUCCUGAAUGAGCCUGCGACUGUGCCCGAUGACCCCUACAGCAAACUACGGGAACAGAUCCAGAAGAAUAUGAAUCCACUCCGGCCGUACGAGAGGCGUGACACACUGAAGCAGUUCCUGGACCACGACGGCCAAGUCCUGCGCUUCUACUGCGUCUGGGACGACACAGAGAGCGUGUUCGGGGACCCACAGGAGUUCACACUGCACUACUUCCUGGCUGACGACACCAUAGAGAUCCGGGCGGUUGCUGCCCCGAACUCUGGCAGAGAUGCCACGUCCAAAUUCCUGCGCCGCUGCAAGCUGCCGAAGAAUGGUCCGGCCCAGUUGAAGCUGCCUGGACAGUCCACGGACCGAACAAUGCUCAAUGUCUUUGACUCCAAGAGUCAAGGAAAACGCUACAUCCUGGACAGCAUCAAACCCGGAGCUGUGCAUGAGGAGUUCUAUAAGGACUGUGAUCUGACUGUUGGUGGGGAGGUGAAUGUGUUUGGUAGGAGAGUCCUCAUCGCCGACUGUGACGACUUCACCAAAGACUACUACCGCUCCAAAUACGGCAUCGAGGACUUCACCCCAAUUCAGCUCAAAGCUCCUGCUGCCCCUAAACCCCCGAGGCUGGUGCCCCCCUACAAUGGCUUCGGCUCAGAGGAGGACUCGCUAAGCUCCUGCCGGGGCCUCCUGCCCAAACCACCGCAGAAGGAUUUUCGCAAAUUUAUGGAGAAAGACAGAUACGGCCUGGACAGCAAUGUGCUGAGUUUCCACGCCAAGAUGGUGACCACCGAUCCAGUUGACAGUGAGAGGGUGUUCAUCAUCUCCUUCUACCUCUGCGAUGACUCCAUCACUGUGUUCGAACCCCCACAGAGGAACUCAGGCGUCCUCGGCGGCAGGUUUCUGGAGCGUGGUCGUGUGAAGAAGCCCGGCCAGGAGCUGUUUAAGAGCGAGCGGUCACAGUACUUUGAAGCUCAGGACCUGUACGUGGGAGCGACAAUCUGCCUCAACAACCAGAACUUUCUGCUUCUUGAUGCCGACGAAUACACCUUCAGUUACAUGGAGCAACACGCUGAGGAGUUCCCUAAAGCCAACGUGGGAAACAUCCUCAGUAGACUGCGAUCAGCUCCGGAGGAGAAACAGAGUGAGAUGAGGAAGUUUCUGACUCUCAGUGACCCCGGGAACACUGGCAUCAUCCCCUAUGAGUCGCUCAGGGGUCUGCUGAUGAACCUGGACUGUGGUCUGUCGGAGCAUGAGCUGCUGGUGCUGGGCCGAAGUCUCUGCGAGCACGAGCAGCCCGAGGCGGACGUGGGUCUGAUGCUGGCCGUGGCCCAGGACUUCCUCAGAAAGAAGAACUUUGAUGCGUUCCCCGACAUGACCAGAGCCCUCAUGCACCGUGACCGCUACAAAACCGGCCGACUCUCCACCAAAGAAACGAGGACCAUCUGUAAGGGGUCCCGACUUCCUGUGCCCGAGAGCCUGCUCGGUGGUCUGCUCAGCAAGUUUGCAGAUGAAGAUGAGAUUGACUACCAUGCGUUCGUUGCCGGCAUCAACUGGUUAGAGAACCCUGCUCCCCCCGUGAUGCCUGACGACACCUUGAAGUUUGACGUGAACACGAGGUCUGACAACAGUUGGUCUUCGGUGAAAAACAUCAACUACUCUGCUCUGCUGGGAGAAAUAUUUCCCUCCAGCGUCGGUGACCCAGCAGCCGCCGCCUCAACAUAGACCCAGAGACGCACACACUGCGCUAUCUAUGUACAAGAUUUAAAGUUUCUUCUCCUGUGGGUGAAUAAUUUGGCAGUGAGUUCAAACAUAACAAAAUGUGUGAUUUAGGGGGAAAGGUUUUGAGGUCACAGGCGCUUAUAUACUUAAAGAGACACACGGCAUCGAAGCAGAACUGUUUCAGGUCAGCGUGCGCUCACACGCAUCAUGAUGCAUCCUCCACUACUGUUCUAUGUUGACAAGGGGGGAAAUGACCCCUGGAAUGAACAUGUGCCUCGUGUUGUCUGUGCACCGGCUAACAACGAGACAUCGUCAUCGAGGCUGUCCGCUCACAGCUGUGGGAGCCAUAGAUGGGCUGUGAACUGUGUCCAGGCCACAAAGACCUCAUAUCAGUGAAUAGACUUAUUUUAUGUCCUUUUUGUUUUCUAUUCUUACUCUUCAGCACCUGUCUGAGAUACUCCGAGGAUUACUGCAGCACCACCGGCUUACUGUGGACGAUAGUUAUGGGAUUUAUUCUCUUAUAUUAAACAUACGGAGGGGACGAUCAGGAGUGAACUCCUCAGAGGUUUAAACUACCACGAACAACAGCCUUCAUGUGUGUGUGUGUGUGCGUGUGUGUGUGUGUGUGUGUGUGCGUGUGUGUGUGUGGCAGUGUUAAGACUAUAAAAAGGCACAGGUUGUUCAGGUUGAGGCGCCACUGAAAUCAGAGCCUGUGUCACAAAUUCUAGUAGGGGGAUAAGUCAAACAUUAGGUAAUCAACCACCCAAUCCCCUCUCUGUUACCAGCACUCACACACUCACACACCUUCCUGCCUCUGCCCCUUCACACCGAGCACAGAAACAGUACAAUACGUCAGCUCAGGCAUUAUCAGGUCCCGUCAUCCACUUUCACACAUACUAAAAUAUUAACUUCCCAGUCACCGACGACAGAAACACCAAAAAGGUGACGUCGAUGUGGUCAGUGGUGGCCCGGGAGCUUCCUGAGCACAUAUUGUACAACGUGAGGAGGAGGAGGGAGGGACCUCAACUCCAGCCCCUCACAACCCCCCCUCGUCCUCAGCUGUCAAUCUUUAUCGUACCCACACAUCCCAUUUUCUGCCCUGUCAUGCUCCGUGGCACAGCAACGGCAAAGUGAGUUGCAUCAUCGGUCUGGUCUGAAAUCUGGCUGCAGCGUGUGUCCUACAGAGCGUCCUUCAGCAUCAGACACAAUCUUUAUUCAUUGUGUUAAUUAAAGGAAGAGGCUGAUAUUCUUCUGUAUUGUCAACAACUCCUACGAAGGGACCGAAACACUGCGUCUCCGUCAUCUCUCAGUAUUUUAAUAACUUUCUGUCUGUGGCCUCUGGCACCAAACACAGUGUGUGACUCACCGAUGUUUAACACAAUCCAUUUUGGACAGUGAUGGACGUCUGUGGCACAGAGGAACAACAUCAGGCUUCAGAAUAAGAUCAGACACUUGUUGUUUUUUGUGUUUUCAUCCUUCAGAAUAAAUGUCCUCACUUAUAAGAAUCAGCGGCGUCCGUGUCGUUGAGUUGCUUGAACCAUGUGUUGAUGCUAUUUUAUUGAUUUAUAGAUUUAUUUAGAUUUUACUGGAU
Molecule: messenger RNA, 3802 nt
Organism: Paralichthys olivaceus (Japanese flounder)
Lineage: Eukaryota; Metazoa; Chordata; Actinopteri; Pleuronectiformes; Paralichthyidae
Source: RefSeq, a predicted model, not a curated record